AUGGCUACCAUCAACCCCCCGCGGGACUCGCUGAAUAGUGACAAGGCGCGCCCAUCGCCGCCCGCGUCCUCAGCUUCCUCGUCCAUCGGCUCCCCAGAAAUCCGCCCGGUCAACGCCGACGUCAACGGUCAGAAUGGCAUCAACAAGCUCGCCGCAAAUGGCCAUGCUGCGCCACCAGCAGAGCCACAGAAGGUGCCAACCCCUGCGCCAACCCCGACUCCAUCAGAGAAGACGUCGAUGACAAAGCGCCUCACUCGAAUGUUCUCCACGAAGGAUGCGACGAGAUCCGAUGUGUCUAUAAAUUCGUCCGCAGUCCCCUCCGGCAUCUCGACGCCAAAAACAAAGCCCGAUCCUGCUCCAUCCACGUCGACAAUCGCCUCGAGACCGAAACCGCCGUCCCGCAACGCUUCUUCCUCCGCUGAAAGAGCAGCACACCCAGAAACCAAACCGCAGAAACCCGCCACGGCACCUCACAAGAAGCCCGGGGCAAAUGCUCCCUCGCUGCGUUUUGUCCUCAACCCCGAUGUCCAGGGCGGCCAUGAGCACCAUCUUAAGAGCGCCAGGCGGCAGGAGAAGUUGUCGGACAUGCUGCGAAGUGUGAUUGGUGGACGACAGAAAAAUGCUGAACAUCAGGCCCAUGAAGGCGAGCAGCAGUUGUCCCUCAUGUCAACAUGGGUCGACCAGCUGAAGAGCGAGCGCGACACCUUAGCCUCGGACAAGAAAGGAGGCCCAACUACAACGGCAACACUGGCAGAGAAGUACGGCAAGUGCCAGGAGGUCGUGGGUCGUGGAGCGUUUGGUGUUGUCAGGAUAUCGCACAAGCGUGGUGAGAAUGGGGUUGGAGAACAGCUUUAUGCCGUCAAAGAAUUCCGUCGCCGGCCCGACGAAAGUGAGAAGAAGUACAGCAAAAGGCUUACAUCCGAAUUUUGCAUAUCGUCCUCCCUACGACACCCUAAUGUCAUCCAUACGCUCGAUCUACUCCAGGAUUCAAAGGGAGACUAUUGUGAAGUCAUGGAAUUCUGCGCUGGUGGAGACCUCUACACCCUCGUUCUUGCAGCCGGCAAACUUGAAGUCCUUGAAGCAGACUGCUUCUUCAAGCAGCUAAUGCGUGGAGUUGAAUACAUGCACGAAAUGGGUGUCGCUCAUCGGGACUUAAAACCCGAGAACCUCCUUCUCACCACCCGCGGCUCUCUUAAGAUCACGGAUUUCGGCAAUGGCGAGUGUUUCCGCAUGGCUUGGGAGGCUGACCCACACAUGGUGUCUGGACUCUGUGGUUCUGCUCCAUAUAUUGCCCCUGAAGAAUACGUUGACAAGGAAUUCGAUGCAAGAGCUGUGGACGUCUGGGCCACAGGCGUCAUCUACAUGGCUAUGCGUACGGGCCGUCACCUAUGGCGCGUCGCUAAGAAGGAUGAGGAUGAGUUCUAUGAGCGGUACUUGGAAGGGAGGAGGGAUGAGGCGGGAUAUGGUCCUAUUGAGUCGUUGCAUCGGGCACGCUGCCGUAAUGUUAUCUACUCCAUAUUAGACCCGAAUCCAGGUCGUCGGAUUACAGCAUCGCAAGUCCUCAAGUCCGAAUGGGGCCGCGAGAUAAAGCUAUGCAAGGCCGGCGAGGAAGGUUUCUAG
Molecule: messenger RNA, 1620 nt
Organism: Venustampulla echinocandica
Lineage: Eukaryota; Fungi; Ascomycota; Leotiomycetes; Helotiales; Pleuroascaceae
Product: putative Serine kinase hal4
Exons: 2
Coding region: 1-1620 (539 amino acids)
Biological process (GO): protein phosphorylation; intracellular signal transduction; intracellular monoatomic cation homeostasis
Molecular function (GO): protein serine/threonine kinase activity; ATP binding
Source: RefSeq, a predicted model, not a curated record